Messenger RNA from Stereum hirsutum FP-91666 SS1, 216 nucleotides. RefSeq lists its product as uncharacterized. The annotation marks the transcript as partial. The transcript has a single exon. NCBI's taxonomy places the organism in Eukaryota, Fungi, Basidiomycota, Agaricomycetes, Russulales, Stereaceae. The record is from RefSeq and is a predicted model, not a curated record.
AUGCUGGCAAAUCGUCGUACUCGGCUGCGCUUUGACAACUUUACCUCGGAUCCCUUCGUUAUCGAUAAUGGGAUUGGUCAGGGGUGCCCAUUCUCUUUCCUCAUCUAUAUCUAUUACAACGCUGAUGUUCUGGACAUCCCCGAGGGCCCGAACGAGCUCGCCUCCGGUUAUGCGGACGACACCAUCUUCAUCGCAACUGGAAAAACCUUCGAGGAG